UUCUCAUGACCUCUCAAACAACAAGGGGAGACUCGCACUGAAGAAUCCAGAGAGCGAGCAGACGAGGCGAAAAAUGCUGUUCCGCGGCGGCGGCGGUGGCGGCCGGGCGGCGACGGUGGCGAUGAACUUGGUUCGGCAUUUCUCUCGGAAAUGCGCGCCAGAUCUGAGGAGGAUAAACCCUAAGGUGCCGAGGGAGGAGGCGAAGGCAAUCUCUCAAGAGCUCUAUAAGAUUAUCAAGGAGAGAGGUCCUCUGUCGGUCGCCAACACUUGGAAUCACGCUAAGGAAGCAGGCAUUGCUGGGCUCAGCAGCAAAACCCAUAUGAAGAUAAUGCUGAAAUGGAUGAGGGGAAGGAAGAUGCUCAAACUUUUCUGCACUCACCAUGGCAAUGCCAAGAGAUUUCUCCACUCUACUCUUCCCGAAGAGCCAAAACCAGCUCAAGAAGAAGAGAUUGCAGCAGCCGCGCCUUCUGAUAGCCUUCAGCCUUCUAUGAGGCAGGAAAAGAAACUAUUGAAGAAGCUCAAAAAGAAGCAGAAAAGGGAAGAAUAUCAAUAAUGAUAUCAGAAACAUGAUUCUGAUACGCGUUCCUUUAUGGAUGUUGCUUGAUUUACUUGGUUGACAACCUUAUUGUAUCUUGUGGUUACAUUGUAGUUUAUGACAAUCGUUAUGGUAAUACACUUGGGGGUUAUAGUAUUCA
Molecule: messenger RNA, 695 nt
Organism: Asparagus officinalis (garden asparagus)
Lineage: Eukaryota; Viridiplantae; Streptophyta; Magnoliopsida; Asparagales; Asparagaceae
Exons: 2
Coding region: 74-553 (159 amino acids)
Source: RefSeq, a predicted model, not a curated record